This is a messenger RNA of Durotheca rogersii, 1139 nucleotides long. RefSeq names its product 50S ribosomal protein L30e-like protein. Gene Ontology annotation, biological process: translation. The record is from RefSeq and is a predicted model, not a curated record. Gene Ontology annotation, cellular component: cytosolic small ribosomal subunit; ribosome. Gene Ontology annotation, molecular function: structural constituent of ribosome. The coding region runs from base 587 to 952 and encodes 121 amino acids. NCBI's taxonomy places the organism in Eukaryota, Fungi, Ascomycota, Sordariomycetes, Xylariales, Xylariaceae. The transcript is spliced from 2 exons.
ACGUAUAAUCUGUGCGUGUGUGCGUUGUGUGUCUCUAAUAUAUGUGUGAGCCUUGCUUAGGCAACCAAGCCUCAAUGCUAUCGUGCCUACCUAAGCUACCUGCUACUUGCUGCUGCCGGCGCCUCCUCCCCCGUCCCGUCCAAUUCCCCCCGGCGGUAUUCCUAGGAACUUUUUCUCGAUCCUCCCACCAAAACUUUCCCUCCUACCAAAAAAUCCACCCUGACACCUUCACACACCUUCGCACACGACACUCCCAACUCUUCGAGGAUCGCACCGGUAUCGCCAGAACCAAGAUGGUAUGUUGAACGUGCUUCUAUAAUGUCCCUCGUGGUCCUCUGUAUUCGUAUUUGUUUCUUGAUGCUGCCCCGUGGCAACCCGGACCUGUUGCGAUUCGAUGCGACCGACCGACGCCUAGCCUCGCACCUCCCCUCUCUGAGCUAGGCCUAGGGCUUCUCGUGCCCUGCGCUCGUGGAUGUUUUAACAUCGCUGACCGUUUCUGCCCCUGUUGUAGUCGGACGUAGAAGAGAACACAGCGCCUGAAGCCCCUGAGGAGGUCGAGGUUUCCGCCGAUGCCUCCAAGGGCCAGAUGUCCGUCCUGGACGCCCUCAAGGGCGUCUUGAAGCUCGCGCUGAUGCACGACGGCCUCGCUCGAGGUCUCCGCGAAGCAUCCAAGGCCCUAGACCGACGCCAAGCACACAUGUGCGUCCUUAACGAGUCCUGCGAAGAAGAAGCCUACAAGAAGCUGGUUAUCGCUCUAUGCUCCCAGCACAAGAUUCCCUUAAUCAAAGUACCCGACGGCAAGCAACUGGGCGAGUGGGCAGGUCUCUGCGUCCUGGACCGAGAAGGCAACGCGCGCAAGGUAGUAAACUGCUCUUGCGUGGUGGUGAAGGACUGGGGUGAUGAGUCAACCGAGCGAUCGAUCCUCCUCGACUACUUCCAAACCGAGCAGUAAGAGGUCUUGGCGGGCGUUGCGCGGGGACGGGACAUAGACAGUGGGACGGAUCGAUUUUCAGACCAUCCUCUACGAGCCCUCAGCAUGUACUCUAGCUACAUCGGCCGGAUAUCGGUAAGGGGGGUCAUCUUGCAUCGGAACUAAGGGGGAAAAAUUAUGCAUUGCGACUCAAGUUACGGUCGAUAUG